Molecule: messenger RNA, 1254 nt
Organism: Phytomonas sp. EM1
Lineage: Eukaryota; Euglenozoa; Kinetoplastea; Trypanosomatida; Trypanosomatidae
Source: the annotation of a GenBank genome assembly
GACAAACCGACAGGUUGCAUUAUUAUUGUUUUUACUAUUUUUAUACGUAGAAAGCCGCCAACAGAGACUAUAUUGGACGCCACAGAUUAACUAUCAGCUUAUUAUAGGUAUUAAAAUCGUACUGAUCUUUUAAAAAAAGAAUAAAUGAUUGCAUCAGGAAUUACCCUCGGGAAUGAUGUUUCCAAAGCUAUGCAUGAUGUCCGCAUGAAGCACACCCGUUACGCCGUUUUUUCCAUCAACAGCGAUGGGAAAGAAAUCGUGACCACAAAAGUGGGACCCCGUGAGGCUACUUAUGACCAAUUUAUUGAACAAAUCAAUCUGAACGAACCUUGCUACGUAGCAUUUGAUUAUGAGUAUGUUGAUGGGCCCUUAAUCAGCAAGCUACUCUUGAUUCUGUGGAUUCCUGACACCGCGAAGCCGCGCAUCAAGAUGCUCUACAGCUCCAGCUUUGAUGCGUUUGCUUGCGCGUCCCAGGGGUUCAUGCGGGUUCAGGUGAAUGAGGCAGCCGGGCUGGAAAAGUCAGAGAUAGUAAAAUAUAUUAAAUCUCAUUCCCUCUUGAAAGUUAGUUGAAAGCUUCAGCCAUAUAAAGUAUGAAUUCUAAACUUCCUAGUACGUCUUAUUGACAUUAAAAUGAUGGAAUAACUUCCAAAUAAAUUUAAGAAGCAUUCAAUACAUAAACAAUAUAUAGGGAAAGGGUCAAACUAAAAAGGAGGAAAGAAAAUAUUCCUGGGGUAUUUCUCCCAAUAAGUACCCUCCGAAUAAUUGUGGAUGUGAAGAGUGGAAGAACAUGUAUAUAUGUAUAUCUUCAUGGUAGUAGUAUGGAAAAAAGAAAAAUCAAGCACGAAGUAAAUCCACACAUGUAGUUAAGGUCAGAAUUGUGUGCAUGGUUCUGAAUUAGGCCCUUAGCUUUCAUUAAUUGCAUUCGAGCGAAUUUUAUCUCACACUGGAAGAAGUCAAUGAAAGUCAAUAUUUUUCUGCUUAAAUUGACUGAAAAGAGUUAGUGUAUGUGAAAAAUGAUGGAUGGAGAUGUGAUUAUCGUGGUGUGUUAUUUUAUUCCUUCAACUCACUUCAGUUCCUUUGUUUCUUUAAAAUGUUUUUUAAACACUAUUAUGCUUUAAAGUGAGUUCUAUAUACACGUUGAUUGAUUGUUUAUAACGCAGUUCAAUUUUAAUUUCUGUAAAAGUGAAUUUAGGAAGCAUCAAAAUGGUUCUAUGGGGUGUUUUCUAGAGGGAUAUCUUAUCUGACUCGACGAAU